Messenger RNA from Lodderomyces pseudojiufengensis, 1401 nucleotides. RefSeq names its product fumarase (gene FUM11). The record is from RefSeq and is a predicted model, not a curated record. NCBI's taxonomy places the organism in Eukaryota, Fungi, Ascomycota, Pichiomycetes, Serinales, Debaryomycetaceae. The coding region runs from base 1 to 1401 and encodes 466 amino acids. Gene Ontology annotation, molecular function: fumarate hydratase activity. Gene Ontology annotation, biological process: malate metabolic process; tricarboxylic acid cycle; fumarate metabolic process. Gene Ontology annotation, cellular component: tricarboxylic acid cycle heteromeric enzyme complex; mitochondrion. The transcript has a single exon.
AUGUCACAAUCAUCAAACAAGCGAGUUGAAUCAGAUGCUUUCGGGCAGAUUGAAGUACCUUCAAAUAAAUAUUGGGGAGCUCAAACUCAAAGAUCAUUAACAAAUUUUAAAAUUGGGAAUGUAACAAUGCCAUUAUCAAUAAUUAAAGCAUUUGGAAUAUUAAAAAAAUCUGCUGCAAUUGUUAAUGAAGAAUUAGGUAAAUUAAGUCCUGAAAAAUCAAAAGCAAUUCAAGAAGCUGCAAACGAAGUUAUAGAUGGUAAAUUCAAUGAUAAUUUUCCUUUAGUCAUAUAUCAGACUGGAUCAGGAACUCAAUCUAAUAUGAAUGCUAAUGAAGUUAUAUCAAAUAGAGCAAUUGAAAUUUUAGGUGGUGAAAAAGGAAGUAAAAAACCUGUACAUCCUAAUGAUGAUGUUAAUAUGUCACAAUCUUCAAAUGAUACGUUCCCUACUGUUAUGCAUGUUGCAGCAGUGAUGGAAAUUGAGCAUCAUUUAUUACCCAAUUUAAAGAAUUUGAAACAAGCUUUUGAGCUAAAAAGUAAAGAGUUUGAACCAAUUCUAAAAAUUGGUAGGACUCAUUUACAAGAUGCAACCCCUUUAACAUUAGGUCAAGAAUUUUCUGGUUAUGUUCAACAAUUGACGUUUGGAAUUGAACGAAUUGAAUCAAGUAUCAAAAGACUAUCUUAUUUAGCUCAAGGUGGUACAGCUGUUGGAACAGGUUUAAAUUCUCCAAAAGGUUUUGAUGUAAAAAUAGCACAAGAAAUUUCAAAAUUAACUGGUAUAAAUUUUGAAACUGCUCCCAAUAAAUUUGAAGCAUUAGCUGCUCAUGAUGCUUUUGUUGAAUGUUCAGGACAGCUAAAUACAUUAGCUACAUCACUUUUCAAAAUAGCUAAUGAUAUAAGAUAUUUGGGCUCAGGACCAAGAUGCGGAUAUGGUGAAUUAAGUUUACCUGAAAAUGAACCAGGGUCAUCCAUAAUGCCUGGAAAAGUUAAUCCAACACAAUGUGAAGCAUUAACUAUGGUUUGUGUUCAAGUAAUGGGGAAUAAUUCGACGAUAACUUUUGCUAAUGCUUCAGGACAAUUUGAGUUAAAUGUUUUCAAACCAGUUAUUGCAUAUAAUUUAUUAAAUUCAAUUCAAUUAUUAAGUGAUGCUUCAAAAUCAUUUCAAAUUCAUUGUGUAGAUGGUAUAAAGGCAAACAAAGGUAAAAUUAAUAAGUUAUUAAAUGAAUCAUUGAUGUUAGUGACAGCUUUAAACCCAUAUAUUGGAUAUGAUAAUGCUUCAAAGAUUGCGAAAAAUGCUCAUCAAAAAGGAAUAACGUUAAAACAAUCAGCUUUGGAGUUGGGAUUGUUAAAUUCGGAGGAGUUUGACAAAUAUGUACGCCCAGAGAAAAUGCUUGGGCCAAGUUAG